Messenger RNA from Necator americanus (New World hookworm), 2472 nucleotides. RefSeq lists its product as uncharacterized. The record is from RefSeq and is a predicted model, not a curated record. The transcript has 18 exons. NCBI's taxonomy places the organism in Eukaryota, Metazoa, Nematoda, Chromadorea, Rhabditida, Ancylostomatidae. The coding region runs from base 1 to 2472 and encodes 823 amino acids.
AUGGAAACCAAUGUGCGAUUUGUCCCUUUCACGGAUGAAGAAAAGGCUAAGCUUAAUGAAAAGGUUCGAAAAAUGAAGUUUUCUCGGCCGCCACCAAAACUCCCUUCCGUAAAGACGACGGCAGCGAUAACCCCGACUCCGCAAAAAGUACCGCAACUACGUUUAAGCAUGGACUGCGAGAAAAAUGAUAAAAAUUCAUCUAUAGAUGAUAGUGGAAUAUCAUCAUGUGGUUCGGAGAAUUGUGAAACCCCUGUGAAUUACAACUCGCUCACUAAACUUAUGGAACAGUCCUUCGAAGUUGCUUGCGAUAAAUAUGUUUGCGAUGGCGAUGACUGGGUACAGGAAGAUUCCUCGGAUGAACUAAAGAACGACUUAAAUAUUGAUAUUGGUACUGAUGUAAUGCAAGAAGACUAUAUCAAACCGAGCACCAGCGUGGAUUUGAACUCUUUCCAGUCUGACGAUUUACGACUUGGUGAGAUUGGGAAGAUAGAAGACGAUAUCAAGAGUACCGAACUUAAAAUCGGUACUGAUUCAUCUCUCACUGUCGAUGUCACAUCAUCAAGCCCAGUUGAGAAAAUCGAUGCGACCAGUCCCGUUGUCUUCAGCGAACGCCUGCAAGCAACACUUUCUCGGAAACGCGCCGAACUUGUGGAAUUAUCUCCUCGUCCUGACUUACCUAUUGGGAAGUUCGAGGAGCCACAAUAUGGACGUUCAUUGUUGUCCACUACGUUUCCUACGGCGUCUUUGCAAAAUAUCAUGGAAUCGACUUUGGGAAAUUUGGCAGGCUACAGGAUCCUAGGAAGACCAAUGAUCUGUCAGGCGCGAGGUAAACCACCUCCAGAUCCGUCGAUGAUAGCUGAAAUAGAGACGGAGUUGAAUAAGGAAUGCGUGGAGAUACGGAAACCGACUCCAACAGUGCUGAAACGGAAGCAUGGCAAGAAGAGAAAGAAAGAGCCGGAGGACGGAGAAACAGCUGUAAUGCCAAAAGAUGGUAAACAAACCGAUGCACCGUUGGUCACCGUGUUGCCGGGAAAAGAAAUGAGAGGGAAAGAUGAUGCGCGCGCAGUUGACGAACCUCCUAUAAAGAUCAUUUUCCGGAAGGAUGCAAACAGGAAGAUCUCAGGUGUUCGUGUGGAGAUCCCAGAUGUGGCACCCACAACUGCGGUGGUAAUGAAGAAGCCGGAACCUUCUCAUAGUUCACCACAACACAGACCUGCGCAGAAAUCUUCAGCAAAUCCUGUGUCCUCAGUCUCUGAAAUGAAAGUUGUAAGUCGUCAACAUAACGAAUGUGGUACUGGUCUGAAAAUCCGUAUCAAACUACAGCCACCGAAGCCACUCAGCAGCAGUGAAAAGAGUCCGAUAAAACAAGAGCCAGCUGCAAGCGUGGAGAAUGAAAAGUUACCGACUAAGAAAUGCUCCAAUCCCAUCAACGUGGCGCCCGUGAGAGCUGCGGUUGAUGCAGACGCAGAAAGCGACGACGAUAUUAUAAUUGUUCAUGAAAGUAUAAGGAAACCGUCCGAUCCGGUGAAACCUCCUCUUUGGGCUCGACUAAAUGUGGUUGAAGAAUCGUUUCUGGCCAAGCUAGCAUCCCUACUUAAAAUUGGUGAAGUUGAUAUCUCAAGACCAACCUGGUUUGAGGAAGUUUGUGGAGAAGUAGAGAAGUCCGUGUAUCACCUGGAGUUCAACAUCUCUGCCCUCAAAGGAACCAAGAUGAAACUCAAAAAGCGCCUCGAACAGCUACAACUCACUAGCCAUCAUUUAAAGGUGCUCCUAGCAAAAAAACAGAAUAAAUCCUUGGAUAGUAGCGAUAGCUCGUACAGGCUAAGAAAGGGUGCAAAACAAAAAUGGCAACAUUGCAUCGUUCCUCCUACUCCAUCGGCAGUACACUGUCAGCGAUCGAAUUCACUGGAUUGUGAAUUUGGCAUUGAAGAACGUGCUUCUCAAUGUGCUGCGUUCACCGAUUUUUACCGGAGAAAAGGUCCUGGUACAAUAACAUUGCCACCAAUUGCUCCUGUCCACAUGCUUCCUCCGCGGUUGCAAUCGCAUCAAUCGCUCCGGCGAAGUCAACGCAAACUCGUAAUCAGGAUGCGAUCUCCGCCAGAAGUUGUCCCAAAAGAUCCAGUGCCUUCCUCCUCUCAAGAUGCCUCUUUAUCUCAAAAAGGAAGUGGAGGCAGUGGGACCGUUUUACAAGCUGAGAAGGAAGCUCGAAAGGGGGAAUCCUUGAACUGCACAAUCGCUAAUAAACUGUCAUCUCCAGAAGAUUUGAAGGUAUUCCACAUAGAUGCAUUGAAAUCUUUGGCAACAAUGAAUAGCCGCUCACAGGACAUGACUGAAACGUCGCCAUAUUCGUCUGAUUUUGUAACGUCAAAAUAUUUCUACAAGAAUGGGGUGUCAUUUGAGAGAAGAUAUGAAAGAUUGCAAGGAUCUCAUGUAAUGGGAUUUACUCAUCAUAAGGUUGAUGUCCCGUUUUGA